UUCACAGGUCUGUAAACAUGUUACAUGCUAGAUAUUGAAAUAAAAAGUGCGAUACGUACGUAGGCAAUUUAACAUUUUUAAAGCAAGUAUAACACAAUCAAUAAAGAACGUACAUGCCCCGUAUACACGAUGUAUCAAGUAGUUUAAUCAGUAAUUCUGUAUUAAGUAUGGAUUCGCGAAGUGAUGGUACUGUUUUCUUAGCGAAGUGCAUUAUAGGUUUAUGCCUCUUGUCGUUCCAAAAAGAUUUUGCUUUUGGAUGCGGUGGAAUAACACACACGAUUAUAGCGGAAAGAGCUAAAGACAGUUUUCAAGAGAAUUCUCAUUAUAGGAAGCUCAUGGAUAUUCAUGAAGAUGCAUUUAAUGGAGGAGCACCCUAUCCUGAUGCCUUUUACGAUGAUAUCUGUUUCAAAGGUAUAUAUCAUGAUGUAUCAGAAGACACUCACUGGGGGGAAUUCUUGAAUGUUAGCAUAAACUACAUCAAUAAACUACCUAAACCAUGGGAUAUGGCAACAGAGAAGUUAUUUGUGUUUGUGAUGGCUUUAAUGUCCCACCAAGUAGCUGAUAUCACUUGGCACAGCUUGUACUUGGAACAAGGAUUUCUACCAACCAUGGGAUAUAUGAAUUUUCAUGGGUCAUAUUCAAAUGCUCAUCCAGUAGGAGACUUUGGAGGUGAUGUUUGGAAUGUGUAUGGCUUACUGUCAAAAGACUACAAGAUUGACCCAGAUAAAUACUGGUAUUUGCCUGUUGAUGAUCUCUACAAUAUUUACAAGGAAUUCUAUGGGAAAACCAGGAUCGACAAAGACACCAUAGAACUCUGCUCCGGAUUACUCCUCCUGUCUGAAAUAGCAGAAAUUUUGUUAGGAUCAGAGCCAUUCCUUGUGAUAGCUAAUGACAGCAACUUUCUGAUCGACAAUGAGAUGGAGUACUUUCAGGGGGGUUUGACUGACAUGGCAAGUCUGACCACAAGGAAAUGGAACGAUGCCAUCACAAUGAUAGAGCAAGGAGUGCAAGCUUGCCAUGUUCCACAUAGUACGGUGUUUAUCAAUUGCACAAGAGGAUUGGACGGAUCACCAGACAAUCUAGCUCCCGUAAAGAAGUCUCGCUACCAGAGACUUAGAUUGUAUGAUCUCACAAUGGAUGAUUUAAGAAUUACACCAUCCCUUAGGGGAGUCAAAAUUCAGAUGGCUGAUAAACUUAAGGACAGGGUAUUAGAUAGAAAGAGAAAAGAUUAUAAAUUUCUUCAAAGAAAGAGUUUUGAGUUAGCAAAGUCUGGUAACAAACAGCAGCCCAACUUUACAAUUGACUACAGCAGUUCUAGAAACUACUCCCAGUUAGGAUGGUCAUUGGUAGCCAAGGAUUUGGACGGGGAUGGCAAUGAAGAUCUAGUGGUAGGCUCUCCAGGAUACAGUACCAGUAACGAACCCCAGAGGGGCUGUGUCUACAUCCUAUACAGUGGAGAUUCUGGACUGCCAGUCGGUGGAAGUCCCUUUGUGGAUAUUGAUAACCCGACUCUUGGAUACAACAGAAUUCUGGAGGGAAACCCUGGGGAAUACUCUAGAUUUGGAUAUGCACUAGCAGCUAUGGAUAUCAACUUGGAUGGUAACAUGGAUAUUGCUGUCUCUGCAAGCUCACUCAGUAACAAAGGACUGUUAGAUUACAACGGUGUUGUAUAUGUGUACUUUGGAUCAGGGGUUAAAAGGUCAUGGAACAGCAAACCUGAUCUGGUCAUGACAUGUCAGAUGCAGUUCUGCAACCUUGGUUCCUCUAUGACCAGCUUAGACAUCAAUAAUGAUGGGAAGGAUGACCUUGUAAUUGGGUCACCUUUUGCCAGUGUCAAAAACCUGACUCAGAAUGGAAUGGUAACUGCAUUGCUUUCAUCAAACAGUCUGGUUUCAGGCAUGGAUAUACCAGUGGAAAAAUUGACACAGACUUGGAUUUUGUUUGGUAAUCAGUCUUACAGUUGGUUUGGGCACAGGUUGAAUGCUAAGAAAAAGCAACUGCUGGUCAGUCAGCCAUAUUACAGAUUAUGCAAAAGUUGUGGAAGCUACCUGGCAACAGACAUUCAGAGUGUCGGUAAAUUAAACAUUUACUCCUUUGGAAAAAGCUUUAACACAAAACCUAGUUUGUCCAUUAAUGGCAGAAACAGAUUUGAUCAAGCUGGCUAUAGCAGUGACAUAGGUGACCCGUUUGGUAACGGAUCCUCGAUCCUUGCUGUGGGGAUUCCUGGGAUGGACGUGAUUGGAAGGGUUGAUUCCUCUUCAGAAAAAUUCACUCAGGGAGGGGGGGUUGUUCUGAUGACUACAGAACUGAAGGAAGUGGCCCAGUUCACUGGGGACAGGAUGUUCAGUAGAUUUGGAAGUGUUGUCAAGUUCAGUGAUGUUAAUGGUGAUGGUAUAGAUGACCUAUUGAUAUCAGCACCAAUAAGGAAUGACAACCCAACUAUUCUGAUCAAUUCAAGAAUAAAUGGAAAAGUGUAUGUAUUCUAUGGUGGCAGUCAGUUCCCACUGAACAAUGCUACAGUGUCGCCUGUUUGUGGCUCAAUCUCCCCUUGUCCAGAAAUAUUGGCCAAUUUAACUCUAGGAUAUGGAUUAGAUUGGAAAACAGACUUUGGAAAACCAAUGACAAUUCUGAAAUGUAAACAACAGGUCCAGAUAGUUGUGUCCGCUCCUGAAAGCGGAGACAAUUUUAAAUCCAGAACUAUGAAGCAGUCUGGGAAUGUAUAUGUAUACAAUACGAGAUCAUAGUCCCAGUGCCAAUUUACACAGUUCUUCCACUGAUGUGGAUCAUAAUUGCUUCACCAAUGUCUAUGUGUACAAGACCAUAGUCCCUGUGCCAAUUUACACAGUUCCUCCACUGAUGUGGAUCAUAAUUGCUUCACCAAUGUCUAUGUGUACAAGACCAUAGUCCCUGUGCCAAUUUAUACUAUACUUCCUUUGUCUGUCCUUGACAAAGAUUACCCAGUCUUUCACAAAAAGUCAAACUCUGUCUUUCAAGGUCAAGUGCUUCUUUCUUGGUGGUGUUCAAGGGUAAUGUGAUUUUGAUUUAAUGUUCUUAUAUUUACAUUUUCCAAUAUCUUUGUCUGUGAUAAAACUAUGAUUGUCUGAUAGGGUUCAUCAAUGACUAUUUUAAUAUACAGGCAUUGUGCCUGCUAAUAACCUGAUUCAAUGUAUUCUUAUGUUCUUGAAUGUAAUACAAGUACUAGGUAAAUUAAAUUCUUUGAGUAUUAUGAGAUGAUCAAAUACGGCCAGGUGUGAUCAAGUCUAUCAUAAAGCCUUUCGGGCUCUAUUGGAUUUGAUCACCCUGGCCGUAUUUUAUCACCCCAUAAUACUCAAAAAAUGAUUCCUUAUUCCUUGAAAAAAUCUGCAGCAUUUUUGUCAGCUUAUAACACACACUUUUCUUACUUCCUGUGAUGUUUUGUUUUACACUAUGCAAUGAGUUCAUGUACUUAUUUUGCCUAAAUUCAAUAAUGAAAUAUUAUUCUAAGAAAAAAAUUAAAAACCUUCAAAUGUUUCAUGUAUUUUUCCAUUGUUUAGCUUUGUAUUACUAUCACAUCGAUGAUAUUUAUGUCUCAAUUUAUUGUUUAAAAGUCUCCAUACAUUAUUGUUUCUUUUUCUUGCCAUUUAUUAUGAUAAUUAAUUGUUAUGACAUCGUUUACAUGUAGUUUUAUCCGUAUAACCUGUAAGGUGUCAGUUGAAAAUUCAUAUUUCAAGAGGGGGGGGGGGGGUUGUGGGGGGGGUUGUGGACAUUUUUAGACCGUAUAAAUCCCCUAAAACAGUCCUGGAUAGAGAUAAGGACAAAUAUUUUUCCAGAUGUUAGAGGAGAGCAUUAGUCUAUCAGAGCAGCUGAUUUUAAUUAUAUUUGUGACCCAGCAUUUGAUCUGUAUGCAAUGCUAUAUGUAUUGUGUUGGGAUGUGUCAGUAGGAUUACCACUUAACAUUCUAACGGAACCUUGUCAUGUCUACAGAUAUUCUACAUUUGUAAGUGAAAACGAAGGUAUCAAAAACCACCUACGAAAGUCAUUGGACUGUACUGUGGUAUAAUUUUGUGAGAAUAAAUUUUAACUUCAAUAAAUGAGAUACAUGUAAGCUUUGCUUUGGAUUUGGACUAAUCAGUAAUAUUACACCUGUUAAAAUAUCAUUGUAGCUUGAAUGGUCACAUCUGACUAUUGAUUUCACUUCCGUGCCGUCUGGCGCAGUAGCGAGGAGACAUCGCAUUGCAGCAGUCGUCACGGAAUCCGCUCGUUUGGACCAAAGUACGCGAUUGGGUACAUAUUCAGUUUAGGGGUAACAAGUGCAAAAUGCAUGGUUAAUAUCGAUGUUCUAUUCAAUAAGGUUAUCAUGAAUAGUCGAUCCAAUUUUUAAGGGUUUUUUUUUCAAACUUAAAGACACAUACUAUAGUAUUGGUGACAGCAAUGCAACGAUGUCUUAAAUUUUUUUAUCUUGGAGUUUCUUUACUCUUACGUGUUUUUCUCCAUAUAUUUUUUUAAAAAACUUUUUAAUCAAAUUUAAUAUAGACAAAAGCGAAUCCAUGUCUCUUUAAUUUUUUUACCUUCAAGUUGACCUUAUAGGAUAAAGACCCACCAUUCAUCAUAUCAUUUGUUAAUCCUAGUAUCUUGUUGUAAACUUCAAGAUAUUUACACCAACCUUCAUCAAGCGCUGAUGUAUUAUAAUUUGGUGAAAAGGAUAUAAGAAUAAACAAUUCAUUACGAUAAUUUAUAAUGAACUCGGAAAAGUGCGUAAUAUUCAAACUGUAUUUUCAUAUUGCAAUAAAAAUUAAUCUGCAUUAGAUGGGGAAUUCUUUCAUAUGGAGUUUUUCCUAAAUGUUCAUAAUUAUCAGCCGACAAAUAUUUCAGUUUGUUAGUCUUUGACUGGGAAGGGGACUGAUUAGUAUACUCAACAAGUUUAACAUAAACUUGCUGAAUACAUGCAUUUGUUUUCGGUUGAAAUAAAUAACACUGAUCAGUACAGAAA
This is a messenger RNA of Magallana angulata, 4969 nucleotides long. RefSeq names its product phosphatidylinositol-glycan-specific phospholipase D-like. The record is from RefSeq and is a predicted model, not a curated record. Gene Ontology annotation, molecular function: GPI anchor phospholipase D activity. The transcript is spliced from 24 exons. Gene Ontology annotation, cellular component: extracellular region; extracellular matrix. The coding region runs from base 114 to 2744 and encodes 876 amino acids. Lineage: Eukaryota; Metazoa; Mollusca; Bivalvia; Ostreida; Ostreidae.